GUAUGUCAUGUGACGAAAGGAUGUCAGCAUCACUGUCCACUGCUCUAUGAAACGUCUUGUUUUCAUGUUUGACAAAAAUAACAUGUUUUAAUACUGACCACUUGAAGUAAAACUUUAUGUUAGCUAUCCACGUUUUGGCUGCCACUGCACAGGAUGGCUGUAUCUCACAGUGGCCAGUCGUCCCUGGUACAGAGUUUGGCCCAGCUCCUCCGAAAUGAUGGUGACUUGGUGCUGGAUGGCAGCAGCACACUGACCUUGCCGGCGGCCAACUUGCAGCAGCUCACCAGGCUGUUUGAACAGUACUUGCUGUCCAGGAGCCAGCAGCAUGGGUUCCUUGCGCUGCCCUCCCACCCUGCUGACACUGCUUCCCUGCUGCAGCUGCAGUUCCUGUUUGAUGUCCUGCAGAAGACCAUCUCCCUCAAGCUCAUCAACCCACCAGGGGUGAGACUUCAGUCUGUGGUGAAAAUCUUUCCAUUCAAGUCUUUGAAAUGUUUGGAGCUGAAGCGAGUUCCUCCCCACUGUCUAGAGGGACUUAGAGGAAUUUAUUCCCAGUUGGAAGUCUUUACCUGUUCAAAGAGCCUCAGCUCCCUGGAGGAGCUACUCUCCCUGUGUGGAGGUGACAUGAGCUCUGCACUGCCUUGGCUGGAACUGCACACCCUCAACUUUAGCUACAACUCCAUUGUCUGCCUUGACCAGUCACUAGGUUUACUGAACGUCCUCAAGUCUUUAGAUUUAAGCCAUAACAAGAUUCAGGAGUGUGCGGAAUUUCUAAAGCCCUUGAGUGAACUGGAACACUUGAACCUGGGCUACAAUUGCCUGCAGAGGGCGCCAACGCUGGGCCUGAGUGCCAGGGCCAAGCUUCUCACUCUCAACCUCAGGAAUAAUGAACUGGAGACUAUAAAUGGUGUUGAGCAGCUGUCUUCACUCCAGCACUUAGACCUGGCCUACAACCUCCUGUUGGAGCACUCACAGCUGGCUCCCCUCUCCCUGCUGCAUUGCCUCAACACACUGAACCUGGAAGGCAACCCGCUGUACUUCCAGAAGACCCACCGCAACUGCACCGUCCGACAUCUCUCCCCAAAGGCUGCAAAACUUAGACUCAAACUUAAUGGUACCCCUCUGUCUUCAUCUGAGUUAUCAGUUCUGCCAAAAGCAGGCCAGCUGAUCGUUCAGGUCCAGACUGCACCUCCAGUUGCCAAGCAACCAGAACGCAGUAACCAGGAAGUGUCCAGUGGUGCUGGGGAGCUCAGUGACAGCAUGUCAGUUGGAGAAGUAGGCGUCUCACACAUGCAGAGGAAGAAGAACAGGAGUAAGGUGAAAGUGCGGAGGGCCAGCAUAUCUGAACCCAGUGAUACAGAUUAUGAGCCCAGACAGCUUUCCUCCACACAAGGUAUUGUUCUUCUCCACCAGCAGGAGAUUGAGCGCAUGUCCACCUUCAGAGAUCAGCUGGGUGAGGACUGGCUGAGGUACCAACAUCACCUAGAUGGAGCCUCCCCUUCUACCAUCGCCACUGCUGUCAACAUCAACCAGCCAACUCCUCACCGUCAUUCCCUCUCCAACGGCCUCGACACCACGACCCGGCCCAGCCCUGGGCAUCAGCCUUCUCCACUGUCCCUGGAAGUCCAAGAGGUCCUCCCCCUGCCUCUGCUUUCAUCUGAGCCCAGGCUGGAGACGUCGGACGCAGAUGCAGACCAGGAAACAGAGUCUACCCUACAGUGGCACGGUCAUAGCUCUCGGCAGACAGAGUCCACCAUGGAUGACAGCAUGGUGGACGGCCCGGUGGUGAGCCAGGGAGUGGUGAGCUCACCUGGGCCGAGUCCAGAGUCCCAAAUGUCUGCUAAAGGGGAGAGUGUAGAUACCAAGGAGGAAGAAGAAGAGGAGGAGGAUCUGGGAGUGGAUCUGUGUCACCCACUACUUGUGGGCGUCUUAUCUGACAAAGAGGAAGAAUAUGGCGAUGGCCAGUGGGAGAGGAGGAGGAGGAGGGGGGAGGUGUUCCUGCGCAUCAAACAGGGCCUGGUGCUGGAGGUGGACAUGCAGCGCGGCCAGGAGAGAUGCCGCCUGGAGCUAGGCAGCCUGGCUCGGGUGGAGACCACAGAGGCUUGCUGGACCCGAGGGGAGUCAGAAGAGAUGCUUCCAGCUGUGGAGCUUCACUUUGACUACAUCAGCAGGGAGAAAAGGAGGAGACGCUAUGUCCUGCUUGAUGACAACCCACUGGAGGCACUGCAGGCUCUGACUGACAUGCUGUCACAUGUGGUGGAGGAAAACCAGCGGCGUGACUCUGAGCUCCGCCCAAGCUGUGUUCACCUGCAGUGCCUUCGCUGUAGGUCGGAGUUCACACAUCAAGGAGAGGACAGUGCGGAGGAGGCGGGUGGGAGAGCGAGGAGGAGAGAGGCUGCGAUGCGACCAGAAGGUGUGGAAGAAAAGAACGAGGAGGAGCUGACUGAGGCAGAGUGCGAUGACAACAGCAAAGGAAACUGUAAUAUCUGUCCAGAAUGUGGUAGCGAUCAUGUGGUGCAGCUGGCCAGUCAGUCAACACCUUACAGCAGCACGCCCAUCCAUUGCUCAUCAAAGCAGCAGGAUGAAUACACAGAUGCCAGCAGUAGUCCUAUCCUUGAAGCUGCCACCACUGCUGAAGAGACCACUUUCGUCACUGUCCAGGGAUGCUCCUUCUUCAUCGGAGAUGGUCAGGGUGAUACGUCCAGCCUUUCCUACAACACAGAGUGCCAAAGUAAAGAGGAUCUGGCUGGGAGCUACCACUACAGCACUCCAGGCGCUACACCACCUGAAGUCCAAGCCCAACCUGCAGGAAGAUCCACCCCGAAUGAUGAUUUGGACCUACUGUCUGAGGACUACGACGCAGUGGACCAUCGGCUACAGCUUUUCCUGGAUGUCGAGAUCUUUGAGGAGGAGGAGGAGGAGCUUCACUCUUUCCUCAAGAUGUCAGCUGUCAAAUUUGGGGAGCCAGGAGAGGUCCCCUCUCUGUUGGUGGUGUCAAACCAGCGAAUCUAUUUCUUGGAAAUGACAUCAGAAACCCACAGAAGCCAGCUCUCUGAUUGGCUGCAGAAGAGGGACAGCCACCCAAUCAUGGAGCUCAGCUACCUAGAGGUGGGGCUAGGUUCUCAGAGCAUCCAUGUGGAGUUUGGAGAUGGGGGCGUGGCCUACACCCUCCUGGUGAGGGACAGUUCACGCUGCAAACGCUUCUUUGGCCUCUUGACAGGAAUUGUGCGUGAGAUGGCCCACAAAUCAGACAGCAAGCUCAAGUCCAUCUCUACCACAAGACUCACUCCUCAGCACCAUCUCUGGCCUCUAGUGUGUGAAGACAUCCAGGCAGAUGUGGAGGAUGGCCAGCUGCAGUUUUUCUACAUUCUGGCUUUUGUCCUGCAAGAGGAUAUUUGGACACCUUUGACAGUCCUGACAACCCGGGAAACCCUGUACCUGCUUAAAGAGGAUCACCAGUGGAGGAAAAGCUCGAGUGCCCUGACUGCGAAUGAAAACAAAGAACUGAGCAGUGGGAGCGUCACCAUUUUAGAAAUGUUGCCAAUCAGCUGCGUGAGCUCAGUCCACCUGUGGCCCUCAGAUCAAUGCAGGAUGGAUAUUAACCUUUACGAUGAGACUGUGAAACAGGAGAAGACGUGGUGUGUGCGCUCAGAGAGCACCGAGCUCCUCCAGGGUCUGCUGGCCUGGGUCAGAGCACAGUGGGAGGCCAUGUUCGGAGUAAAACUGCACACAACCUCGCAAGACAAAGCAGCAUAAUGGGGGGGCGGCUGGAAAAAAGCUUCAGACUAUGUGUGUGCGCUCCUGUGACCAUUAAUCUGCGUGUUGGUACUGGGAAAUGUUUAGUGAGCUUGAGCGAGUUUGUCUUUAUUUUCGCUCUGCACAGCCUGCACUCAGUCUGGUCCCAUUAUGCUUGUUGCUUUCAUCGUCUCUUAGGCCAAGAACUUUUUUCUUUCUUUCUUUUAUUUAUUUUUUUUUUUUUUUACAAAUGGUUGCAUUCAUUCAUGUGGUACACAAGCCUGUUUGCAUCAUUUUCCCCUCCAGAUACCAUCCCACUGAAGUUUUCUACAGCUGAAAUGGAGUGUGCCUUGUUUCUUUUCCAGCUGCCAUGUUUUCCUGUCGAAAUGCACCUUAAUGCAUCUAGUAGUGCUCUUCAGUCACUGUAGCAUUAAGCAGAUUUGAGAGCUAAGCCUUAAAUUGGGGAGAAGAAGACAUUUGUUAGAGGGGUAAUGCAAGGAUAUGAGCUUAAAAUACCCUACCGCCCCCAGUCCCCCUUGUUGAGAUGAACAGGUAUAUUCUCACCUCCUAAGGGUGCAGUGAGUUGUGACAACACGCGCUCAACACGAGGCUGGAGGUGAUUCGAAAAAGCCAAGGCUCAAGACACCGCCAUCAAGGGUCACCUCACCCCCCCCCCCCGAAUAAGAGUCUUGUGAUGUAUCUGUCUUUUUGAGAUGUUCGCAGAAUUUCUGCAUAUUUGCACUCCUGGCAUCCUGUUCACAUAACAUGGUUCACACGGUAGAAGUUGUUUUCUUUAAAACUUGGGAACAGAUGUUUAUUUUGUUCAUUUGUAAUCUGGGUGUAUUUUUGUUUAUUUUCCAUUUUAUUUUCAACUGUACAGAGAAAACCACUGUCAGAGUAUCCCAACUAAAUCCGUAUGUUUAUUUAGUUUAUAUAUGCAGCAAAGAUCAAAAUCAUUUCAGCACUUAAUUUAUUUCUUGUUAGCCUUUUUUCAUUAUGGGUUCAUACAUAGAAGUAUUUUAUUUUUCUAUAAACAUCUGAUGUAUAAUGUGGAUAAAUGAAUAUAAAAGUAA
This is a messenger RNA of Micropterus dolomieu (smallmouth bass), 4805 nucleotides long. RefSeq names its product serine/threonine kinase 11 interacting protein. Lineage: Eukaryota; Metazoa; Chordata; Actinopteri; Centrarchiformes; Centrarchidae. Gene Ontology annotation, biological process: intracellular protein localization. Gene Ontology annotation, cellular component: cytoplasm. Bases 154 to 3753 code for a protein of 1199 amino acids. Gene Ontology annotation, molecular function: protein binding. The record is from RefSeq and is a predicted model, not a curated record. The transcript is spliced from 26 exons.